AUGCACUACGAAGGAAAAAAGGUUCUUAUUGUGGGAGGAAGCAGCGGGCUAGGCCUAGCGCUGGCAAAAGAUCUAAAAGACAAAAAGGCUCUAGUAACAAUCACCUCUCGAUCGCCAUCAACCUUAAGUGAGUUUGUGCCAGAGUUUAGCACACAUCCUGUGGACAUCACCGAGCAGUCUUCAGUCGAUGCCAUUCCCUCUGAUUUUGACCUUAUAUUCUGCUGCGCAGGCUUUGCAACUCCGUCGCUUGCGAGAGAAAUAGAAGUGCAGAAAAUGGAGAAAAUCAUGAACUGUAACUUUUUUGGCUCGGUGAGAGUCUACCUGCACUUUUUAAAACACGUAACACACGAGAAGAGAAAAAGCUUGGUCUUUAUUUCAUCAACGCUUGGCCUGCACUCUUUCACGGGAUACGGCAUGUACUCUCCAAGCAAGUCUGCACUCUCCUCUUUUUACGAGUCAGUGUACGAUGAAUCGUCUAUACUGGGCCUGGAUCUGUACAUAUACUACGUGUCAACAAUACAGAGCAACGGCUUCAUUACAGAGCAGAAAACAAAGCCAGAGAUAACAAAAAAAAUAGAGGGCUCUUCAAUUUCGAAAAUGUCCCUGCCUGAAAACAGGGCGAGAACGCUCCUCAAUGCCAUGCCAAAAAGCAGGAUAAUAUACUCAGACUUUGUCACCCGGCUGUUCAGCAAGUCAGCAGAGAUAAACACGCUCUCAGAUGUCUUAGCCUACUUCCUGUCUCCCUUUUUCUGGAUCUGCUUUAAGCUGUUCGCAGCAUACACAACACGAAAGCACUACCCAAAAGACAAAUGCAGUUGA
This is a messenger RNA of Nematocida minor, 819 nucleotides long. Its product is annotated as 3-dehydrosphinganine reductase. Gene Ontology annotation, biological process: sphingolipid biosynthetic process. The coding region runs from base 1 to 819 and encodes 272 amino acids. Gene Ontology annotation, cellular component: endoplasmic reticulum membrane. The record is from RefSeq and is a predicted model, not a curated record. Gene Ontology annotation, molecular function: 3-dehydrosphinganine reductase activity. The transcript has a single exon. Lineage: Eukaryota; Fungi; Microsporidia.